Molecule: messenger RNA, 1972 nt
Organism: Yamadazyma tenuis ATCC 10573
Lineage: Eukaryota; Fungi; Ascomycota; Pichiomycetes; Serinales; Debaryomycetaceae
Source: RefSeq, a predicted model, not a curated record
AUGAAUGUGUUGAAAUUACAGAAGAAGUACACCAACCUCGAUCAGAGUGAGCUUUUCGAGAUCAUUGAAAAUUUCAGAAGCAUCGAUUUGGAAGACACUGGCAGUGUUGAAAAGAAAGAUGUUAUCAAUGCAGUAUCGAAAAAAGGAAAGUACACAUACGACGAAACAAGAGAGACGUUGAAAGAUGUUGAUGUUGAUGCCUCGGGUAAAGUGGAAUUGGAUGAUUUUGUGCAAUUGAUGCUGAAGUUGAAGGAAGGGUCUUCAAGUACAGGGGGCCAAUCUGGAGGAUCUCUUGGAGUUCCAGCGGUUGGAGGAGUUCCAACAUCCCCACGGUCACCUAAGGCACAUGCACCAGUUGCUACUGCCAACCAGGCCCACAAGACCUAUAUUGGAGGUAAGACUAGUGGUACUACCCACACUAUCAACGAUGAAGAGAGAAUCGAAUUCACCCGCCACGUGAAUUCAGUAUUAGCUGGUGAUCCUGAUGUAGGAUCUCGUCUUCCAUUUGACACUAACACUUUCCAGAUUUUCGACGAAUGUAGGGAUGGAUUGGUAUUAUCCAAGUUGAUUAACGACUCAGUCCCUGAUACCAUCGAUACCAGAGUUUUGAACACUACCGGCCCAAAGAGAAAAACUUUGAACAAUUUCCAAAUGAAUGAAAAUGCCAAUAUUGUCAUCAACUCUGCUAAAGCCAUCGGAUGUGUGGUUGUGAAUGAGCACUUGAUCUUGGGGCUUAUUUGGCAAAUUAUUAGAAGAGGUUUGUUGAGCAAGGUCGAUAUUAAACUUCACCCCGAGUUGUACCGGUUGUUGGAAGAUGAUGAAACUUUGGAACAAUUUUUGAGACUUCCACCUGAACAGAUUUUGUUGAGAUGGUUCAACUAUCAUUUGAAGAACGCUAAGAGUUCUAGAAGAGUUAACAACUUCACUUCCGAUGUUAGUGACGCCGAGUGCUACACUAUUUUGCUUAACCAAUUGCAACCAGAAUACUGUGAUUUAUCUCCAUUGCACACCUCAGAUCUCUUAACUAGAGCUGGGCAAGUGUUAGAUAAUGCUGAAAAAAUUGGUUGCAGAAAGUAUUUGACUCCUACUUCAUUGGUUGCUGGUAACCCCAAAUUGAAUUUGGCGUUUGUGGCUCAUUUAUUCAACACGUACCCAGGUUUAGACCCAAUCGAAGAGGAUGAGAAGUUUGAAGUUGAAGAAUUUGAUGCUGAAGGGGAAAGAGAAGCCCGUGUAUUCACUUUAUGGUUGAACUCAUUGGAUGUUGACCCCCCUAUUGUAUCAUUGUUUGAAGAUUUGAAGGAUGGGUUAGUAUUGUUACAAGCAUUUGAUAAGGUUAUUCCCGGAUCAGUGAGCUUCAAACAUGUUAACAAAAAGCCUGCCGGCGACAGACCUUUGAUGAGAUUCAAAGCCCUAGAAAACACAAACUACGCUGUAGAAAUCGGAAAGGCUGCUCAUUUCUCACUUGUGGGAAUUGAAGGUGGUGAUAUUGUGGAUGGAAACAAGUUAUUGACCUUAGGAUUGGUAUGGCAAUUGAUGAGAAGAAAUAUAACCAGUACCUUAUCUCAAUUAGGAAGCAGUAAGGGAACAGCUUUGACAGAUGCUGAUAUUUUGAAAUGGGCCAAUGCUCAAGCUACGAAGGGCGGUAGAAGCACCACUAUAAGAUCGUUCAAGGACCUGACUUUGGGUUCUGGAGUAUUCUUGUUGGACGUUUUACAUGGACUCAAGCCUGGAUAUGUUGACUAUGACCUUGUUUAUCAAGGCGACAACUUGAGCGAUGACGAGAAGUAUGCCAACGCCAAAUUGGCUAUUUCGAUCGCUAGAAAGUUAGGAGCCUUAAUCUGGUUAGUUCCUGAAGACAUCAACGAAGUAAGAGGCCGGUUGCUCUUAUCGUUUGUGGGUAGUUUAAUGACGGUGGCUGAGAGCCAGUAAAUGUAUCAGUUAUAUAUGUAUUAGUAAUACGACUAGCAAAGAG